This is a messenger RNA of Paramecium sonneborni, 1825 nucleotides long. Lineage: Eukaryota; Ciliophora; Oligohymenophorea; Peniculida; Parameciidae. The record is from the annotation of a GenBank genome assembly.
AAAAAAUAAAUGGGUAACGAACCAUCAGCUCCUAAUGAUAAGAUUGAUUUCUUGAGACCAGUUCAAAAGAAAGCACCUGAACCUACUUAAAUCAAUAAAGUCUAAUAGAAUGAAUGGAGAAUUGGAUUGUAACAUCCACAUCUCUUAUAAACUUUGGGAGGAUAACCUGAAGGAGAUUAGUAUCGAUACUUCUUUGAAUUUUGUUAAAUUACUUUAGCAUCUUUACUUUAAGAACGAUAUGGAACAAAAAAGUAUUUUCCGGAAGAAGACUUAUAAGCAUUACUUCUAGGCAUAAGUAGUGCAUUAAGUUUCUUAUAAGAAAAGGGAUUGUCACAUGGAGGUAAAUAAUUAUUAUCAUACAUUUAUUAGAUAUUUGUACAACUGAAAUAUUCUUUGAUUCAAACAGUUCAAGUUUUAAAGUUUUAGAUUCAAAUUUAAUUAAUGGCAGAGGUGCUUCUAUUUAAUAAUUAAUGUCUGGAAAAUUGAAAUAUCUUGCACCAGAAAUAUUACAAAACCCUACAUAACCUUUAUCAGAGUUAUAACUAAGUAAAAAUGAUGUUUGGUGUCUUGGAAUGGUAAUGUUAGAAGCAAGUACUCUUAAAUAAAAUGAUAACCUCUAUUAGAAUGGAUUAUAAUUUAGAUUGAUCUCUGAUAGAAUCAAUGAAGUAGCACAAAUAUACAAUUUAUAAUUUGCAGAGAAUAUAGCUCUCAUGCUUAAUUUCAAGCAGAAUGAAAGGUUAGAUCCAGUCAAUUUGUUUAAUUAUCUACUCGAAUAAUAAAGAACAGCAAAUGAGUAAGAUUAACAAGUAGUCUAAUAAUAAUAAUAUUAACAAUUGCUUCAAUAGUAACAAUUGUACUAAUAAUAAUUAUGUUAAUAAUAAUAAUAGUAGUAAUAAUAGUUAGUUUAUUAAUAAUAAUAGUAGUAGUAAAUUACCUAUUAAUAAGCUCAGUAAUCUUAAUUAUAGUAUUAAUAAUAAUAAUAAUAAUAAUUAUAAUAUUUACCUUAAUAAGUUGAAUAAUAAAAUUACUAACCAUAAAUAGUCUAAUAACAAUAAUUACCAUAAACCUAAGUUCCUCCUUAAUAUCUUUAAUAAUAACAAUAAUAGGUGAUUCAAUAAUAAUCAUCAUACAAUACUCAAUAAACAUAGUAUUAAUAAUAAUAAUAAUAACAAUAACAAUAACAAUUUUCUCAAACUCAAUAACCAAGAUAAAAUUACCAUUAAUCAAGACCCUCUCAAGAUUUUAUGAUGACUCAACCUGAUAUGAAUCAAACUAUGUAAGGAGGUGUUUCUAGGGAGAGGGUUCCAACCAAAAUUAUAAAAAAGUUAGUUUAUCCUGAUGGAAGAGUUGAAUAUCAAGAGAAAUCUCAUUCUGCUUCAAGAAUGGGUAAUCUAUUAAUAUAUAAUUAUUAGUUUAAUAACCACAGUAAUAAAGACCAUAGUCAAUGGUUCCUCAGUAAUAAUAAUAACCAUAAGCAAUGCCUUAAUAAUAAUAAAUAAUGGCUUAAUAAUAAUAGAUGCUUUCUUAAUAAUAAUAGAUUACUUAAUAACCUUAAUAUAACCCAUAAUAUCAAUAAUAAUAGUAUUACUAAUAACCAUAACCUUAAUAUCAACAAAGAUAAAAUGUGCUUGGUAAUAUUGAAAACUAAAUGUAAGUUGUUUCUAAUGAAUAAAAUAUUACUAGAUUAAAAUAAGAAAUUGAACAUUCGAAGACUUUAAUUUAAUAAUAUAACUAAUAAAAACCUUAAGUUUAAGCUGAAUCUAUAGAGGAAAGAAUAAGAAAAGUUAUUGCAUAAUCAUAAGCAUUAAGAGAAAACUUUGCCUGA